Messenger RNA from Rodentolepis nana, 576 nucleotides. Lineage: Eukaryota; Metazoa; Platyhelminthes; Cestoda; Cyclophyllidea; Hymenolepididae. The record is from the annotation of a GenBank genome assembly.
AUGUCGCAGUCAGUUAAAGAAAAAAAGGUUUCUAAAGGCAAAGGAUCGACUGAAAGUGGGCUUAGAAAGCCAAAGAGAGCAGAAAAGAAUAUUAAUAUCCAAGUUCUCGGCAGCCCAGAAGCGGUUGACUUAUUCCUCUGUGAUGGAGACAUUCUCAAUUGUCAAACUAUGGACUACAGUGUCAACAUCAUGGCAACGGCUCCACUUUAUCCCAGUGACGAAAGCGAUAUGAUUAUUUGCGUCUAUGAUGUUUGCAAUUACAAGACGGUUGAAUACCUCCGCAAUGAAAUUUUCUCCAAAUACUUCAAGCUAAAGAAUUUAGUGAUUGUCGGAGUCGGUUUAGAGGGCAGAAGUUUAGAGAAUCUCAACAAUGUGACUCCAAAGACGAUUUGCCAACAACUUUGUCAUCAGUUCAGAUGUAUUGGCACGGAGGUGGUUAGCUGUGGAGCUAAAAGCAAAGCUAUGAGCCUAUUGUCUCUCUAUGGAAGUCUGUGUCCGGAAGAAUUCUCCGCUCAAAACGAAUCAGGAGGAGUGUCAAAUGGAAAAAAGUCGAAAGCAAAGGCCAACAAGAUUUGA